AUGGCUCCUGCUUUGAUAGGAUGUACUUCUCCAACGUUCAAUGGAGCGUGGUAUUCGACACAAGAUAUAAAGCGGGAGUGCAUUCCGCCAUGGACAACCCGUAGGCAUCGUCGAACUCGACCUUCGGUAGCCAUGCUUUCCACUCUCAUCGCAACGUCAGUCGCCUUCGCCCUCGCUCAUACCGUCCUUGCACAGGAUGUGCAGUGCCUCACUUACGGCGCUACCGCCUGUCCUUAUACCGGGCCCACCCUAGACGACCUUGAAAGCCUCAUAUCGAGAUUCUGCGGUGAUAACGGGGGAUACCCUUACUAUCAAUACUACGAAGACCUCGAGGCUACGCUUCCUGUUGAAGGGUAUUAUCAAGUCACGAGCGGCGAUCCCGGGAGAUUCUCCCAGAAUACCUGCAACAGCGCAUUAAACCACAUCAUCACCGAAUGUGAUGCGACGGGCGAAUUCUGGGUGACUGGUAUCUACGAGACAGACGGCGUAACUUUCUCGGUCACUCCUUGUGAGCUCGCUUAGGGUACUUCACAUGACGGCAGGUCAGGACCUGUUGUAAUCAAGCGAUCAACAAUUAAGAAAGCAAGCGCUUUUGCUUGUCAGUUACAUUCGACAUUUAUUUGGCGAGCUGCAAGCCACUAUCACCCCUGCGUCCCAACUACCAGCCAACAGCCAGGUUGAAAUCCAA
Dacryopinax primogenitus is the source of this 688-nucleotide messenger RNA. RefSeq lists its product as uncharacterized. The coding region runs from base 1 to 522 and encodes 173 amino acids. NCBI's taxonomy places the organism in Eukaryota, Fungi, Basidiomycota, Dacrymycetes, Dacrymycetales, Dacrymycetaceae. The record is from RefSeq and is a predicted model, not a curated record. The transcript is spliced from 2 exons.